CGAAUUUAGCUUAGUUCAUUAUUUUUUUUAAAAAAAAAGAAGUAUUUAAAUAUAUAUUAUUUUUUUUUUAAAUUUACGAAUUUAAAUAUUAAAGAAAUCUCAAAGUUUUUUCUGAAGCAAGUAUCACUAAAGGUCCCUGGAGAUAGAUUCUAUAGACUCAGCUUUUGAUGUUUAUAUCGUCUUAAUGGAAAAAAGGCAGUUGCUGUACUUACCAAAUCCCGGCCCAUUAAAAAAAAAAUUUUAUUAACGGACCCGAUUUUUUUUUAAAUGAUCAGCAUCCAAUAUUUUUAUAUCAAUAUCCAUUGAAAACAGUCAUGCCAUUACUCCAUUGAAUCUGAACCCCCUAUCGCCUAAGAUUCUAGUGACGUUAUUACAUCAUAUCUCCCUUCCCCAUUAGAGGCAGUGAAACAAACCCUCUUGAUAGAAAUGACCCUAGAAAAUACUGCUCAUAACUACCAAUCAGACUCAUACAAAUAUAAUAACGCCAAAUCUUCCAAUAAUACCUCGAUAUUUACACGAUUAAACGGCGAUAGCGACCACGAUAAUAAAAAACAUUAUAUGAAUAUUUCCAGAAACAAUAAUAAUAAAGAUACAGAGAACAAUUCUCUUUCUUCUUCGUUAGCAGAUCGUAACUCUACAUUUUCUAGUCGAUUAUCAGCAUCCCCUGCCAUGAAUAUAUUGUGCCUAACCACCAUAUCCGAGGUAAAUCCCCAUUUAUAUUUGAGUGGAGCCAGUGCGGUCAAUGAAUACAAGAUAAGAGCUAAGGGCAUAACGUUAGUCAUAAAUGUAACCAUCGAUUUUCCUAACCUGAAAAUACCGGGAGUUGAAUCCAUGGCGAUUAGGUUAGACGAUUCUCCUACGGCUCAAUUGUACCCUUAUUUCGAUACGAUCGCUGAUAAAAUUAGAGACGCUUCUAGGAACAAUAAUUAUAUGAAUUCCAAUUCGAGUUCAAUUAUCAAUACAGGGACGGGAGGCGGUAAAACUUUGGUUCAUUGCAUGGUGGGAGCCAGCAGGAGUGCUACUUUGGUCUUGGCCUACCUCAUGAAACACCGUAAAAUGUCGUUGGCUCAGGCUUAUUAUUAUCUCAAACGCAUACGUCCAAUAAUACGUCCAAACGUCGGGUUUAUCAAACAAUUGGUUGCCUAUGAAUACAGAUUAUUCGGACAUAAUUCUGUCAAAAUGAUUUUCGCGACACCUCCUAAUAGAGGUCUCGUUCCUGAUAUAUAUUGUGAUGAAUUUUAAACACCGAAUCAAAUCGUUUUACUCUGAUUAUCCAGCAGUGACUUAAUUAAACUAAAUUUGCCCUCAUAUUUGAUAUUUAACGAUAAUAUUAUUAUAUAAAAUAAAGAUUGGAUUUGAAUGCAAAAUAAAAUUAAAAAAAAUAAUUAUAAAUUAUAUUAUACUAUAUUUAUAUAUAAUAUUAUAGUUAAUUUAAUAA
This is a messenger RNA of Gordionus sp. m RMFG-2023, 1438 nucleotides long. Its product is annotated as dual specificity protein phosphatase 14-like. Bases 427 to 1242 code for a protein of 271 amino acids. Gene Ontology annotation, biological process: protein dephosphorylation. Gene Ontology annotation, molecular function: protein tyrosine/serine/threonine phosphatase activity. Lineage: Eukaryota; Metazoa; Nematomorpha; Gordioida; Chordodea; Parachordodidae. The transcript is spliced from 3 exons. Gene Ontology annotation, cellular component: cytoplasm. The record is from RefSeq and is a predicted model, not a curated record.